Molecule: messenger RNA, 3323 nt
Organism: Heterotrigona itama
Lineage: Eukaryota; Metazoa; Arthropoda; Insecta; Hymenoptera; Apidae
Source: the annotation of a GenBank genome assembly
AUAUAUAUAUAUGUACAUAAAAUUAAAUAAAAACAAAAAAUACACAAUCAUGUCAUAAUCAGUGAACAGCUACGAAUAUUAAAUAUUAUUUAUAAGAUUCGUAUGAAAAAUAUAUAGAGGGGAAAAACCUACUGACAUCAAGGUUAUAUUGUGACAUACUAAUAAGAUAAGAAAUAUUCAUGUUCGCGGUGAGUACACGAACACUUAAAAUAGCUGAUCAAAGCUCUUGUUAUUUCUUAAUUUUUUUUAUAGUUGUUUUUAGUGUCUAUAAAUAUUGUUAUACUUAUAAAUAUCAUAUUUGAAUAUUUAUUUAAUUGUGUGAUCAUUUUUUAAUAACGCACAAUGCCUGAAGUUUAUACAGCUUUUGAAAACGAAGACUUUUUCUCUUAUGAAUUACAAGCAAUGAACGAUCAAGGUAUUUACAGUCCACGCAGUGGAUCUCAAGGGACAGCAAGUGUUAGUUCACCUGUGUCUGUUACAUCAUUACAGGAUAAUGAAUUAAAUGACAUAACAGUUAUUGGACAUCCAUAUAUAACAGUCUUGGAACAACCUACAGAAAAAUUUAGAUUUCGGUACAAAUCUGAAAUGGUAGGAACACAUGGAAGCUUAGUAGGAACAAAUCGUAAGAAUGUACCGACAGUACAAUUACAUAAUUUUCUGGACUCUGCAGUAAUACGAUGUACAGUAGUUACAUCUGAUGAAGAACUUCCCAGAAUUCCUCAUGCUCAUAAAUUAAUCCGUAGAGAUGGUGGUCAAGAUUAUGAUGAUCCACAUUAUAUUACAGUGUCUUCUGAAACUGGAUAUAUUGCAAUAUUUCAUGGAAUGGCAAUUAUACACACUGCAAAAAGGUAUAUUAAAGAUGAGCUUAUAAAAAAGAUGAGACUAGAAGCUUUAGAGAAAAAAAAAAAUACAAAUAUAGAGGCAGUUCUUAAUGCUAGAGAAGAAGCACAAAUUAAAAUUGAUGCUGAACACUAUCAAAAAUAUAUGAAUUUAAAUAGUGUUGCACUGUGUUUUCAAGCAUUUGUUACAAAUCGUAGUGGAGUAAUGAUACCAAUAACAGAACCUGUAUACUCACAUGCUAUUAAUAAUCUUAAAAGUGCAUUAACUGGCGAGCUUAAAAUAUGCAGAAUGGAUAAAUUCACUAGUAGUGUUGAAGGAGGAGAAGAAAUAUUUAUAUUUGUAGAGAAAGUAGGAAAAAAAAAUAUUAAGAUAAAAUUUUUUGAAUUAAAUGAUAAUGGUUCUGAAAUUUGGAGUGCAUAUGGACGUUUUUCAGAAUUGGAUGUACAUCAUCAAUAUGCCAUUGUAUUCCGAACUCCAGCAUACAAAGAUCAAAAUAUUACUUUACCGAAAACCGUUUUUAUACAGUUAGAACGACCAUCUGAUGGAGAUUGCUCUGAUGCAAGAAAGUUUACUUAUAAACCAAGUGAUAAAAUUAUAGGUAGAAAACGUCAACGAAUAUCUCAUUCUGGGAGUUCGGAAUUAUCAUAUAUAUUACCAAAUACCAAUUCCAACGAGGAUAUAUCAGAACUCUUAAGUAAUAGUAACAGCCAAGAAAUAAAAAAAAUAUUAUCUGAAGGUACUACAACGCCAGUAUGCAAAGAUUUCCUCAAUGAUAUGGAUAUUGAUAUACCAAGAUGAUGUAAUGUUUGCCAAAAAUAUACUUACUGAAAUUAUGCAAUGUAUAAAAAUGGAUGCGAAAAAUAUGGAGGAAUAUAUUCAGAAAUUACUUAAAGAUCGAUCGACAUAUGGGGAUUCCCCAUUACAUUCAGCACUUCGAUAUGGUCAACGUAAUAUUGUCAAAUAUUUUUUAAUGUUAUUAUGUACUAAUAAGGAUUGUAAGACGCUGAUUAAUAGUCAAAAUAGUUCUGGAAAAACUCCACUGCAUUAUGCCGUUUUACAAAAUCAACCUGAAAUUACAAAAACAUUACUUAUGCUUGGAGCUGAUCCAAAUCGAACAGAUGAUCACGGAUUUUCUCCACUACAUGUAGCAGUAAAAAUACCUGAUGCUGGUGCAUGUGUUGACGUAUUAUUAGCUGAAAAAGAAAUAGAUAUUGAAGCAUAUAAUGAUGCUGGAUGGACGGCAUUGCAUCUUGCAACCAAAGCAGGAUCCUAUGAUGCAGUAUGUUCACUUGUCCAUGCUGGUGCAAAUAUAAAUAAUACUGAUAUGUCUUAUGGUCGAACAGCAUUGCAUAUAGCUGUUGAAGGUGGACAUAAGAAGAUAGUUGAAUAUUUACUUAAAAAGACAAAUAUAUCCGUAAAUAAAAGAAAUUUUAGUGGAAACACUGCUUUACAUACUGCAGUUGUACAUACAGGGACACGAGCGAAAGAGCUAUGUGCAUUAUUAAUACAACAUGGUGCAGAUCCACAUAUUCAAAAUCAUAAUCGGGAGUCAAAUGAUGUGAAUAAAAAGAAGGAAUUACAUAUCAAUGUAAAAGUCGAAGUGCAGUCAGAAGAUGAAAAUAUAGAAGGAAUGAUUGGACAGUCAUCAUUUGAUUUAGCUAUGAAUAAACCAGACAUUUUACAAGUUUUUAAUGAUCAAUCUGAGAAAACCACAAAUAAAAUGUGUUCAGUUACUACAAAAUUAGAAUUAAAAAAUGAAGAUUUACAAACAAAUUGGUUAAACAAUGAGCACAAAGAAAAAUUAUCUACCUUUUUAGAUAAAACACAAGGAUGGCAAAAACUUGCAAAACAUUUAAAUAUUGAGUACUUAUUACAAACAUUUCAACAUAAUUCAAUAAGUCCUUCAUUGGGCCUUCUAAAUUACAUCGAUGUGGAGGCAACCCUAUCUCUUAUGGAUAUGCAAACAGUAUUGAGAGAAAUUGGAGAGGAAGAAGCAGCAGAUUACAUAAAUGAAAUUUCAUCUAUUUGUUCAUAAAAUAUAUUUAUUUCUAAAUACAUUUUUCAAUAUUCUAAAUUAGAACUAGUACCUUUACCUGGAUACUCACGAGAUAUCCAGGGUAGAGUAAAAAUUACUCGGAUGAAAUAUCCGGAUGUCUUACAGGUAAUUCAGAUACCUAGUAUAAGUACCUUAUACUAAGUAACAGUUUUAUUUUAAAUAGAUUUUGAAUAUAUUUCAUCAAAAAUUGCGUUGGUAUAUAUGUACUUGAUAAAUUUUAAAAUUUUCGAUUUUUCAAACACAAAGUAUCUUACAAAAAGUUUUUAUUCUACACAUAAGGAAUCAUGUACCUUUUACAUAUUAUUCGUAUAUUUUACAUAAUAUUUUGUAUAUAAUUUGUGAUAAUGCAUUAUAAUGAUUUGUACAUAUAAUAUUAAAAUCAUAUAAAAUAUGUAAAUAUAUUUUUUAAUUUAAUGAUAUAUAAUUA